Molecule: messenger RNA, 1378 nt
Organism: Xyrauchen texanus (razorback sucker)
Lineage: Eukaryota; Metazoa; Chordata; Actinopteri; Cypriniformes; Catostomidae
Product: protocadherin beta-11-like
Exons: 1
Coding region: 155-1273 (372 amino acids)
Biological process (GO): homophilic cell-cell adhesion
Cellular component (GO): plasma membrane
Molecular function (GO): calcium ion binding
Source: RefSeq, a predicted model, not a curated record
GAAUCACGGAGAGAGAAUUUAAUGUGUUUUUCCUGGAUUUACAGGCUUUUGUUUGAGUUCCUCUUUCUGUGGAUUUAUACCUGAUUUCCUGCAGAUAUUCUGGAUUUAUUUAGUUGGAUUCGAGCUUAAUCUUCCCUUUGUGGUCUUCUGCAAAAUGUCGGACAGAACAAUGGCGCGGCAAGUACUGCUGUUGAUUUGGUUUCUCUCUCUCAGUUCAGCUCUCGGGCAGGUCAGUUACUCCAUUCCUGAGGAAAUGGCGAAAGGCUCUUUAGUCGGUAACAUAGCGCAGGAUUUGGGUUUAGAUUUAAAGAGACUGAAAUCGGGUAAAGCCCGUAUUUAUACCGGAGACAGCGCUGAAUACAUCGAGCUGAAUAAAGAAAGAGGAGUCCUCCUUAUCAAAGAGAGAAUAGACCGAGAGGCGCUAUGCGGACAGACAACGCCUUGCGCACUACAUUUCCAGAUUAUUCUGGAGAACCCGAUGGAGUUUUACUCUGUUACAGUCGAAGUUACAGAUGUAAAUGACCAUUCGCCCUCUUUUAAAAGGGCCGAGAUUAAAUUUAGAAUCAGUGAGUCGGCUGUAACUGGGGCUGUUUUUGUUUUAGAGAGAGCGAUGGACUUGGACGUUGGAAUAAAUGGCCUGCAGACAUAUUCAUUAAAGCCAACAGAUAAUUUUGCAUUAAAAUUACAAAGUCAGCCAGACGGCAGUAAGAUCGUUGAAAUGGUUCUUCAAAAACCUCUCGAUCGUGAAAAGCAGGAGCAUUUGUCUCUGGUUCUGACCGCGAUAGAUGGAGGUGAUCCACAGUUGUCUGGUACUGCGCAGAUACACAUCACCGUUUUAGAUGUAAACGACAACGCGCCUGUUUUUACGCGUAAAAUAUAUAAAGCGAGUGUAAUAGAAAACGCUCUUAAAGGUACACUUUUAACGACAGUAAGUGCUUCUGAUAUGGACGAGGGCUCAAAUGGCAAAAUAAACUAUUCUAUUACUAAUACUCAAGACGAUGUUCCGGAAUUGUUUGUAAUUAAUGAAUCAAACGGUGAGGUGAAGAUCACAGGGAGUUUAAAUUACGAGAAAGCUCGUCAUUAUCAAAUUCAUGUACAGGCGAGCGAUGACGGGGGUUUGACUGAUUCGUGUAAAAUAGAUGUAGAUGUGAUUGAUAUAAAUGAUAAUAAGCCGACCAUCAGCAUAAUGUCAAAACUAACCAUUUUAUCAGAGGACUCAAAAUCCGGCACCGUUGUGAUCUAUGCUGAAUGUUCAAGAUUCCGAUUCUGGUGAAAAUGGAAAGGUCCAAUGUUUUAUUAAUGAUAAUAUUCCUUUUACCCUCAAAUCAAACACGAAUAAUUUCUUCAGUUUAGUCACAGACGGUGAUUUAGAUCGGGA